AUGACACAAUCUAUGCACAUUAACCACCAACCACCACAGUUGCUCUCGCAUUCACAGCCUCAAACCCAAGGGGUGCCUGCGUUUCCUGGCCACUUUCAGCUGUCUGAACCGCAAGCUCAGGUGCUAGGACAUGUUCAGUAUGCGCAGGCAGCUCAUGCUCGCUUUCAAUCUCAGAUACAAUCGGCUAACCAAUCCGUUGCUCAGUUGCAAAAUGCUAAUUCUAGUAAUGUUGGUGUGCAAUCGCCCCCUGUACCCACCCCCAGCAGUACUAGUGCUAAAAAGGCUAGCCAUAAACCGCCUUCAAGGCCUUCGGGUGGUUCAUCAAAUGCCAACAUGGCUUCGCUGUUCAAGACUAUGGAGUUGGCUCCAGCUGUUCGCCGGAAGAAAAGGAAGCUUCAUGAAAAGGAGAUACCUGAUAAAGUGGCAGCUGUUUUGCCAGAGUCUGCUCUUUAUACUCAGCUGCUUGAAUUUGAGGCUAGAGUGGAUGCUGCUAUGGCAAGAAAGAAGAUGGAUAUUCAAGAGUCACUUAAAAACCCUCCCCGUGUUCGGAAAACACUUCGAGUAUAUGUAUUUAACAAUUUUGAAAAUCAGGUGCAAGGGCCUAAUGAGAGGAAGAAUGCUGAGCCUCCUUCUUGGUCGUUAAAGAUUAUUGGGAGGAUAUUAGAAGAUGGGAAAGACCCUGUGCUGACUGGAAUGGCCCCGAAACCACAUCCAAAAUUCUCAUCUUACUUCAAGAAAAUUACAAUAUACUUGGACCAGAGCCUCUAUCCAGAUAACCAUGUGAUUUUGUGGGAAAGCACACGGUCACCUGUUCUUCAUGAGGGCUUUGAGGUGAAGAGAAAAGGAAAUAAGGAAUUUACUGCAAGAAUUAGGCUAGAAAUGAACUAUGUGCCUGAGAAAUUCAAGCUUUCACCUGCUCUAUCAGAAGUCCUUGGAAUUGAGGUAGAGACUCGCCCUAGAAUUUUGGUGGCAAUUUGGAAUUAUGUGAAUUCUAGGAAGUUGCAGAACCCAAAUGAUCCCUCCUUCUUCACAUGUGACCCCCUCUUCAGAAAGUAUUUGGGGAAGACAAGAUGA
Messenger RNA from Dovyalis caffra, 1074 nucleotides. NCBI's taxonomy places the organism in Eukaryota, Viridiplantae, Streptophyta, Magnoliopsida, Malpighiales, Salicaceae. The record is from the annotation of a GenBank genome assembly.